AUAUUUCAUACAAAACAGAGUAAGUUCGGUUUGUAUAGAAGAGAGGUACACCGAAAGGUGUCUAUUUAGCAUUGUUUUAUUAUCAGAAAUGGAGAUUUUAACAUAUAAUCCUGUUGGUUCAAACAUUGAUCACAUCAGUGCCAUUAAACCAAUGGACUGUAGCUCUUCAAGCGACGACGAAGUUUAUAUGAACGACCUUGGGGACACUACCGGUGCCCCUGCGGCCACAGCGGAAGCGACUCCUGCGGAGCACAAGCCGGGAUUAUCUGAAGAGUUCCGGUUACCUUCAAGUACCAAGCCGACGUCGACAGAACUCUUCAUGACCACAAGAAGUGACAGUGGAGAUGACGACGAUGGCUUGUUUUCAGAGAACGAAACUACGACACAUGUAGGCAAAAUUGAAACAAACGACAAAAACUCUGAGAAUGGUAACAAAGGCGAGUUUGGUAGUUUAACCGAGGAAUUAUGUGAAUUGGAUAUAUGUUCUUCAGAUGAUGAAGAUAUAGGGUCCAAAUCUGCUGAGCAACUGUUUCAUCGUCAACAGGGAAGUAAUAUUCUUAACUCGUAUUCACACGCGACCGAAUUAUCAGAAGCUAAAACGAAAGUAGAAAAUGCAGAGGCUACAUGUACAUCGCCUAAUCAAACGCAAGAUAACGAAGUAAAUGCACAGCCCCAAAAAGCUGAUAACCCUAUAAUGGACGGAGACGACGAAGAGGAUCGCUGUUGUAUAUGUUUAGACACACAUUCAAACCCUAAAGUGCUUCAUAAAUGCUCUCAUAAAUUCUGCACGGAAUGUAUAGACACUCAUUUCAGGAUAAAGCCCGUAUGCCCGGUAUGUUUUGUGGCGUACGGAGUUAUUACGGGAAAUAUGCCAGAGGGACACAUGUCAGAUUAUGUUUCAAAGAAAGUUCGGCUACAGGGAUACGAGUCCUACAAUACUAUUGUGAUCAGUUACAGCUUUUCAGACGGCACACAGAAGGAUCACCACCCACACCCCGGCAUGGCGUACCAUGGUACUAACAGGACUGCCUAUCUCCCCGACAAUCCAGAAGGCAAAAAGGUGCUGAGGCUGCUGAAGGAGUCGUUCAAGCGCCGCCUGACCUUCACUGUCGGUCGGUCAGUCACAACCGGAUGUGACAACGUUGUCACGUGGAAUGAUAUUCACCAUAAGACGUGCACUAAUGGCGGGCAGGAAAAUUUCGGGUAUCCGGACCCUACCUACCUCCAGCGGGUCCAGCAGGAACUGGCGGCCGUGGGUGUCACAGAGGAGAGUCUGUAAUAGGGCUCUAACUAGUCAACAUAGUGUGGGAUUUUAAGGGCUAUGGGUCAUUUAGAGAGAUUAAUGAGAACUUUGAUCGGGGUCGGGGCCUCAUUCACUUCAAGAGCUAGUAUCAAAUAUAUUAGGGGUGGGGGGGGGGGGCACAUUUGGUUAGGCCAUUGGAUGAUUCAAUUUACGAGGGGGUGUGUAUUAUUAAAAAAACGAAAUGAGAAAGAGGGCGGGAGAUUGUACAUCCAGCCCACCUUACAAGCGGCAAGGGGAAAUAGCAGCGAAAGGAACAAAUGACCAGGUGGUCUCCAUGCUUCUCGAGUGUCCAAGAAGGAGGUGACACAGCUAAUAUUGUUCACUAAUUAGGCUUCUUUCUCGUGAUAGACUGAUUCUCUGUGAAAAUCAGACCAAUGUUCUUUAACUGCAUGUCCAAGUGUGCUGGUAAUUGUAAGUAUACUUCAUAUUUGUAUCAAGUAUGCUUACUUGAAUGAUAACUUAUAUGUACACUUACCAUGAUGUGCAAAAGACGUUUCAUUAAUGAAAAGUUACAAACAAGUUUUACGAAACAUCUUCAUAUUUUUUAAUAAAUUGUACGUUUGAUGAGAGACAUUCAUUACUAUAAAUAGCGAUCAUUCAGCAAAUAAAAGCUGUAAUGGUCACGUAAGAAAUAUUUCUUAAAUAGCGUGAACAUUGACUAGACGUUUUUGUGAUACUUAUUGUAUUUGUUUGUUAUUUUAUAAACGCAUGUAUCUUGAACUAUGUUACAGAGCGUAGUAAUAUUAUAAUAAAAAUACCAGUUGUU
Mya arenaria is the source of this 2069-nucleotide messenger RNA. Its product is annotated as E3 ubiquitin-protein ligase DTX3L-like. The transcript has 4 exons. Gene Ontology annotation, biological process: protein ubiquitination; Notch signaling pathway. Bases 89 to 1279 code for a protein of 396 amino acids. NCBI's taxonomy places the organism in Eukaryota, Metazoa, Mollusca, Bivalvia, Myida, Myidae. The record is from RefSeq and is a predicted model, not a curated record.